Brassica napus (rape) is the source of this 4638-nucleotide messenger RNA. RefSeq lists its product as uncharacterized. The transcript has 8 exons. The record is from RefSeq and is a predicted model, not a curated record. Lineage: Eukaryota; Viridiplantae; Streptophyta; Magnoliopsida; Brassicales; Brassicaceae. The coding region runs from base 3761 to 4537 and encodes 258 amino acids.
AGGACUAGGUUUCAAGGAUAUAACUGAUUUCAAUACAGCUAUGCUUGGUAAACAGUUGUGGAGGCUAAUAGAAAAGCCAAACACUUUAUUUUCUCGAGUUUUCAAGGGUAGGUAUUAUAGGAACGCCUCACCCCUGGAACCGAUUCGAUCAUACUCUCCGUCAUACGGCUGGAGGAGUAUUGUAUCUGCUAGAUCUCUGGUAAGCAAAGGACUAAUCAAAAGGGUGGGAACAUGAUCUUCUAUAUCUGUAUGGAACGAUCCUUGGCUCCCAACCACUCGCCCGAGACCGGCCAAUAAAAAUCAACGCCAAUAAAAAUCAACACAAUUUGUAUCCAGACCUUACUGUGGAUUCCCUUAUUGAUUCCACUUCGCGAAAAUGGAAUUCGCAGGUUAUUCGUACUUUGGAAGACCCACAGGAUGUGAAAAUCAUAGAGAGCAUACCACUGAGCAGAAACCAGUUGGUUGAUAGGGAAGGAUGACAUUUCACAAAUAAUGGAAAAUUUACGGUUAAAUCAGGAUAUCAAGUAGAGAGGAUUUACCCGGAUAGGGAAAGAUCACCAGUAUUAAUUGGACCUACAGUUGAUGUUUUGAAGGCAUUUUGUUGGAAACUAGGGUGCCCACCAAAAAUAAAACAUUUUCUUUGGCAAUUGGUUUCAGGGUGUGUUGCAGUUAAGAAGAAUUUGCAGGUGCGAGGGAUCCAAGGAGAUAUAUGUUGUGCAAGAUGUGGAGCGGAUGAGGAGUCGAUUAACCAUGUGUUUUCUGAGUGUCCUCCAGCAAUUCAGGUUUGGGCGCUGUCAAAGAUACCAACAAAUCCAAUUAUUUUCCCAACAAGCUCUAUAUUUACAAACAUGGAUCACCUUUUCUGGAGAGUUGUUCCACCGAUGGAGGAUCAUCACUUUGCUUGGAUACUUUGGUACAUCUGGAAAGGAAGAAAUAAUAAAGUUUUUAGUAAUCUGGAUAUGGACCCUCGGGACACUCUUAAGUUGACAGAAACGGAAUCCACACUCUGGGCAGAGGCACAGAUUUUGAAGGACCAGAACACGGGAACACAGGUUCAGGCAUCUCUGCCGUCAAUUCCUGGAAGAUGGUGUUUUACUGAUGGAUCAUGGAAAGAGGGGGAUAUGUUCUCUGGUCAGGGUUGGUUCAGUACUUUAGAAGGUUUUGAAAGUCUAAUGGGAGCCAGGAAUGUAAGAGCUUCUUUAACUCCCUUGCAUGCAGAGAUGGAGGCGCUACUAUGGGCUAUGGAAUGUAUGAAGAAUUUACGUCAAUUCCAGGUUACGUUUGCAACGGAUUGUUCUCAAUUGGUGAAGAUGGUUUCGGAACCAGAAGAGUGGCCAGUUUUUGCAAGUUAUUUGGAAGAUAUCAAGAGUCUGAAAGAGAGCUUCACACGAUCAGAGAUUAUACAUGUACCAAGAACGCAAAAUACAAAGGCGGAUAACCUAGCACGCAGUGUCAGGAAACAAACGUCUUUCCUAAAAAAAAUUAGAAAAAUAAAAUAUACACAUUGUUGUUUAUUUUUGGUUUUUGGUUUGGUUCAAAAAAGAACGUUAGGCCCUCUACCCUCGUUAAAAUUUUGAGCUCAACUCGGUUCUAAUUCAUUCUUAUUUUUUGGAUUAUUUUGAAUAAUCUGCUAAAAUCACAUUUUGAAUUUUGGAUAAAAUAUCAAAUAACUCGGAUAAAUUUGAAUAUUUUGGAUAAAAAAUUAUUCAAGUUAUCAGUUCUAUCGAGAAAUUAAAAUAAUUUUAAUUUUUUUGAAUAAAAAAUAACAGAAUAAUCCAGUUUUUUUUGGGUAAUUCAGUUUAUAAAAAAUAAUAUAUUUUAUAUUAAUUACAUUUUAAUCUUGCUGAGUUGUUAUCAUCUUACAUUUCUACAUUGCAUACGUGGUAGUUUUAUAAUCAAGUUGGACAAACCUUAGACCAAUUUUUUAUUCUCUACAAAUAUUUACCAAUCUUAUUAUAUAAUAACACGAUUUUGUCUAUCCUUAUGACAAGCAAUAUAUUGUAAUCCAAUAUAAUUCCAAGAGCUCUAACUAAUCUUCAUCUCUUUCGCAUUCACAACUUCAACUGACAAUAUUGCUUAUUGCAAGUAAGCAAUGAUAAUCACACAUCACGUCUAAUCUUCCUCUACCUACAAUGAGUAUAAAGAUGAGUGUUAAUGCUUCUAAAUCUCAUCGUUUACUUUAUACAAUCAAACAAUAAGUAAAAAGGAGAUAUUCUCAAUAGCUAGGGUGUCCACGUCGGCAAUUAAAAUCAUCCAAUGGGGUUGGUUCUUUCCUCCAAGUCAACCCGAACUUGGGCUGAUCUUGGGCUGUUAAUAUUUUUUUUUGAUCCGUGAAAAGGGAAGAAACAUGUGGGUCAAAAGCCCAAAUCUGAGAAAAUCGGAUAAUUUCGACAUCUCAUCUCUUCGCUCUUUAGUAACCCUAAAACGGUCAGGCGAUGAAUCUCUUCGACAUCUCAUCUCUUUGCCCUUUCCCCUUCUUCAACGGAUCGAUCAAUCGACACCGUAUUCAUGAGUGUACAAUGAAUCCUCUGGAAAUCUCAUUAAUGGGCUCUUUUCGUCUAUCUCCCUCUGAGAUUCUUUAUAACAUUCAUAUGUUUCCCCACAUUUGUUACACACAAAACUCUCUCAAGCCAUGAAUUCAAACAGCAAAUCUCCUGUUUCCGGCGAUCUUACCGCGAGGAAACCAAACGGAAAGGACGUUGUCUCCUCCGCCGAGCCGGUCAAACGAGACGGCCAAACCGGUGUCUCUAUCGCUACAGAUGUCUCCGGCGAUCCUAAGAAGACGAAACCAAACGGCAAGGCCGUUGUCUCCUCCACCGAGCAGAUCAGACAUACCGAACAAACCGGUGGCUCUUGCGCCAACGCUGUCUCCGGCGAUCUUAUACCAAAGAAAUCAAACGGCAAGGCCGUUGUCUCCUCCGCUGGGACGAUCAAACAUAGCGGCGGAUCUGGUGUCCCCUCCGCCAAAACUGAUGAAGUGCUGUUCUUCAAAGAUGUCAAGUUUGGACCACAAGAAGGCGAGUUAAGGUUUCGUCUGAUCCAUUUUUGGGAGGCUCGGAACGCACUCACGAAGAUACUUAUUGGAUUCAUCCCACCGAGCAGGAUUGACACCUAUUUGCCACAUAUUAUCGCUGGUUCCAUCUACAGACUUAAUAAGUUUUAUGGAUCUAAAAGCAAGAUUGUGUACCGGGUUGCUGAACCAGACGUGACCAUUGCUUUCUCAUGAAAUUCUGUCCUCUCUGAUCUCGAGGAUAGUCCGGUUCAGUUUCCUGAAGAUCGGUUCCGCUUCUAUGGAUAUGAAGAAUUUGAAGCGGUCUCUGACCUCAAGGGGGAUCUUUACUAUUAUGUUGGUCACAUGAAACUGGUGAAUGAGCAGACUCUGAAUGACAGUCUUGUGAUGAAGUCGAGAUAGCUUCUACAAGGCAAAAUUUUGGUUCAUGUUCAAACACAUGAUGGUCAUGUGAUGAAGCUCUAUCUAUGGGACAAGGCUGCCACUGACCUCUGUGAGAAGUUUAAGGCACAUGAAAACACUCCGAGUGUUAUUAUGGUGACCACUGUCAACCCGAAACGAUUUGGAGGCGCGCUAGCUCUAUCCUUUAUGUCAUCUUCGCGUGUGUUCUUUGACAUGGAUGUUCAACCAACCAGGGAUUAUCUGACUUAGUAAUUAUUUCUUAGUUGCAUAAGCAUUUGGAAGCUUUGACUUACAUAAUUUUUGGGGAACCUUUACUUCAGGUUGAGCUCAAAAUCGGAUGUUGCUAACAUGGUUAAUGCCGAAAUUGUCACCAAGGCUGAGAUAGUUACUAUAGGAGAACUAUUCUCCUACAUCAAGAAAGAAGGAGCAAAGGUUGCUUGGUUUGAGUGCACAGCCACCAUUGAUGAUGUUGUGCAUGGUUCUGCGUGGUAUUAUAUCGCCUAUGGUGGGUGCAAAACUAAGGCAACCAAAGGGCCUACCACGCUUAUGUGUAAGAAAUGUGGGAAAGCUGAAGUUGCUGGUGUUGCAGAGUGUCUCACGAAGCUCUCUGUAUAUGAUAACAAUGAUCAAGCGUUUUUUGUGCUUCUUAGUGACGCUGGGCGUGAGUUGACUGGGAAGCCAGCAUCGAAAUUGGUUGAGAGCUACUUUGAGGCCAAUGAGAACGUAGGAGAUGAUCAUGUGAUCCCGGUGCCACAAGCUCUGAUUGGUACCAUUGGACAAACUCACAAGUUCAAUGUCAAGGUUUCAAAACACAAUUUGGAAGGCACGACCCAAGCUUUGACUGUCACAAAGGUACUCCCUCCUGAAGCUCCAGCACCCGAAGGCAACUUAGAAGAAAACAUGAUUGCUCAUUCCGCCGAAGAAACUUUGCAGAUGGGUAAUCACGAGGAUGGUCCUUCCAUUGAGAAUGAGGAAGCUGCAGAUGAAGUGGGAAAAAUGAGUUCUGAUGGGAUUGAGUCAGGAGAAGCUAAGCGUGCCAAAUGUGGUGAAUAUGUUUUAAGUACUGGUUUUGGUUUAUUGAAAGACUAUGCUUUGUUUCAUUGGCUAAUAAGUUUUAAGAACUGAUUUUGGUUUAAUAAAGGACUAUGCUUUGUUUCAUUUUAUUUUCGAGUUUGUCUUGGCAGCAUUUUAACUGUCUUGGUUAUAAUAUCUUUUGGUUAUACUUA